Messenger RNA from Mytilus californianus (California mussel), 2690 nucleotides. RefSeq names its product B-cell receptor-associated protein 31-like. Bases 1838 to 2536 code for a protein of 232 amino acids. Gene Ontology annotation, biological process: endoplasmic reticulum to Golgi vesicle-mediated transport; intracellular protein transport. Lineage: Eukaryota; Metazoa; Mollusca; Bivalvia; Mytilida; Mytilidae. The transcript has 7 exons. Gene Ontology annotation, cellular component: endoplasmic reticulum membrane; endoplasmic reticulum. The record is from RefSeq and is a predicted model, not a curated record.
GCAGCUAUGACAUGUUGACUUCUACAAAGCUCAUGGUAAAAAUAGAACUGUUUAAAAAGCAAUUUAAAAACUAAGAAAAAAUACUUGCAGAAAUUCGUUCAGAUGCCAUUUAUAUAAUGAGUUACUGCAUAGCUGAUUAUUUUGUGUAGGUGUUAACUUUUGCAGUGGCCAGUGUUAAAAGAUAUACUUUCCUUUUAAUGUCUCUCUUCAAAUUGAAGUGUUGUGAUAUUUAACAUGUUUCAUGUAUAUAAAGAUUGAAAACCACCAAAGUUUUAUAGAAGUCAAUGAUGCUUUAAGCAGAAUUAGAACAUUAACAUUGCAUCAUGUUCAUGAAUUAUCAUUUACACAGAAACAUGAUUGAAUCAGUAAUCGGAUGAAAGGUGUAUGUAUCUACAUAAAACAAGUGUCAUCAUUGACAGAUACAAGUAUUCACAAUUCAAAUUUGAUUAAGAAAGUGCAAAUCAAACCAAUAAAACUUAUUAAAUAGGAUACUGAUUUUACACCUUUGAUCUCCUGCAUUUUUGAUUUUCAAUGCCAUAAUGAAAGUACUCCCAGAUUUUCAUCCAAGACCCUCUAAACUUUUUUUUAUCAACUUCCAUUUUCAACAUGGAACCAAUCCAUAACUGUAACUAACAUAACUUAAACAGUAAAAUUGACAUUCUGUCUGCUUUGAUUAAAAAAAAAAUGGAUGAAAAUCAGGACAUAUUUUCGUUGUGGCCAAAGUGAUUUUAUAUUUACAAAUCUAUUGUGAAAGUUAGUUCCUCUGCAUUUUUGAACCUGCAGGUGCAUGUUAACAGCAUUAUAUUCUGUGUGGUAUCAUGGGCAAUAAUAUUUCAUUGUAGUAAUAUAAAGUAUAGAAAGUUAGUAUUUUACAUGUCAAUUGCUUAUAUCCAUUGUCAUUUGAAAUCUGGUGUAUAGUUGUCUCAUUGGCAAUCAUAACACACCUUAUUUUUAUAAUGUGAAAGGAGUAGGUCCGGUAAGGGCCGAUUAUGGCCUCAAAAUUCAGGUUCAUCUGAUGAAAGAUUUUGGACACUUUUAAAACACUUAAGUGUCUACUUCAGUUGAUUCAAUUAGUUUAUCUGAAAGAUUUGAACUGAUUUAGUCAUUAAAGACGCUCAAAUUCAAGCUUUAAUAUGAAAAAUCUAUCAAAUAUGCCAUAAUAUGUCACUUUUCAGAUGGUUUUUGUCAAAAAUGAAAGUGGCUGCAUCCGUGUUCAUUCUCAACCUUUAUGUAUGUUAUGUAUUAUCAUCAAAUACAACUUACAUUUAAAUAUUAAGAAUGAACACAAAUGCGGCCACUUCCAUUUCAGAAGAAAACCGUCUAAAAAUUAACCAAAAUGCUAAAAUUUCGAGGUUUCAGUAAUUUAGCAAGACUUAAUGAUGCUAGUACCCGAUACAUGUGCAAUGUAUUGUCAAAAACAGCCCAUGUUUAUGUAACAGAAGUAUUUUUCUUUCCAAUAAAUAGCUAAAAAUUUAAAUUUUUUAUAAUUUUGUAAAACUGCUAUAUUUUGGGGCCAAAAAGGGGUCUUACCGGGCCUACUCCUUUGACAGAAAAAGACACUUUUAUCAUGCAAAACCAAAUUGUUAAGUAUAAUAACAAAUCAAGGGAUACCACAAUGUUUUUGCUGUUAUGAAUUUUUCUUUGCAUUUGGUGUUUUUUGCUUAAGAUUCUAUAUAUUCAGAUGUAUAUAUAUAUAUAAACUGAUUUUCUAUACUCAAUAUUACACCAAUAUUACAUUCCAAUAUGUAGAAUAUUUAGUACCUUGAUCACAUGCUGGUGUAGAAUAUCUAGUUCCCUGAUCACAUGAUGGUCUAUUUCAGGCAUACCACAUCCUAAAAUGCUUUGGACUUUCAUAGCUUUAUUCCUGUAUCUGGAGAUCUUCCUCUCAGCUAUCCUAUUAAUCCCUUUUAUCCCACCAUCCAGAUGGCAGAAGAUCUUUCGAUCCAACUUAAUAAAAAAGAUAGAGUCAUAUUCACAUAUCUACUUCAAUGUAUUAAUAGCAAUACUGUCAUUAGUAUUUCUAGAGUCCAUCAGAGAAAUGAGAAAAUAUAAUGAAGCUUUGGAAGAGGUUGAUUUAAAGAACAACAGAGAAUCAGAACUAGCAGCACAAGUUAAACUGUUUCGUGCUCAAAGAAAUUUCUACAUUUCUGGAUUUGCUCUUUUCAUGUGGUUUAUAUUAAAACGUCUUGUAACACAGACAUCAAAACAAGCUCAUUUAGAGGCAGAAUGUGAAGCCAGUCAGAAACAAGCUAAACAGGCCAGUGCUGCAGCACAGAUAUUGCUUGAUCAGGCUGAUAAUACUUCUAAUAAGAAAAAAGAGGAUAAUGACACAGAGGAAGAAAAAAGUUUAGCUCAACAACUUGAUAAAACAAAGGAGGAUCUUGUGAAGACCAAAAUAGACUUGAAGAAAGCAGUUAGUGAUCUAGAAGCUGUACGCAAACAAGCUGAAGGAACAAAUAGAGAAUAUGACAGAUUGAUGAAGGAACACUCUAAAUUACAACAAACGGCAGGAGAAACCAGCAGUAAAAAAGAAUAAGACAUUCUGAGAGAAAGAUAGGAUUGGAAAAGGAUAUUUAUAUUGUAGCUCUCUGUGCAUAGUCAUUAACCUUGUUACUUUUUGUAUAAUGGGCAACAUUUGGAAUGCAAUUUGUGAUUUUUUUGUAGCUUUGAUUAGUUAUCUUUUGAUCCAC